Molecule: messenger RNA, 669 nt
Organism: Bombyx mandarina (wild silkworm)
Lineage: Eukaryota; Metazoa; Arthropoda; Insecta; Lepidoptera; Bombycidae
Biological process (GO): neuron differentiation; negative regulation of transcription by RNA polymerase II; brain development
Cellular component (GO): nucleus
Molecular function (GO): DNA-binding transcription activator activity, RNA polymerase II-specific; RNA polymerase II cis-regulatory region sequence-specific DNA binding
Source: RefSeq, a predicted model, not a curated record
AUGUCGCUGGGUAAACAGCCUAAUGAGCAUAUUAAGAGGCCGAUGAAUGCGUUUAUGGUAUGGUCCAGGGGCCAGAGGAGGAAGAUGGCACAGGACAACCCGAAGAUGCACAACUCCGAGAUAUCUAAGAGACUAGGCGCUGAAUGGAAACUUCUGACUGAGAUGGAAAAAAGGCCUUUUAUUGAUGAAGCGAAAAGACUCAGGGCUCUACACAUGAAGGAACACCCGGACUACAAAUACCGCCCUCGACGGAAACCAAAAGCCCUUGUAAAGAAAGAACCGAAAUUCGGCUUCGGCAUCAAUGGACUAAUGGCCCCCGUGCCACGGCUGGUCACGCCCUCUAUGCCUCAUCCCGUACCCCAAUUACCGGUCCCACAUCACUUAUUACCGGAAAAACCGGAUCUGAGCCGGGCGCUGUUCCCACCACUACCGUAUCCGUUUUAUCCGUUCGCGAAACUGCCGACCGAUGAUGGAAAAUUAGCUGCGGAAUUAGCUCAUUUACAGGCUCUAUACGGCGGAGCACUGUAUAGCAGCGCUCUCUACAAUAGUGCACUGUCCCCUUGCGGAUGUCCACCACGUCGGACCCCAUCACCCCCCGCCGACCUCAAACGUCCAGUAGCGUACGUCCUCAUGAAGAGCGACGAAGAGCCUCCUCAACACGUCAUAUGA